Messenger RNA from Polistes canadensis, 2444 nucleotides. RefSeq lists its product as uncharacterized. The record is from RefSeq and is a predicted model, not a curated record. NCBI's taxonomy places the organism in Eukaryota, Metazoa, Arthropoda, Insecta, Hymenoptera, Vespidae. Bases 174 to 2360 code for a protein of 728 amino acids. The transcript has 3 exons.
UGGUGGAAUGGAAGCUCGAACGACAGUCGAACGUGCGUGAGUGCACCGAUAGGACGACAGAACGAAGUGGCUAACACAAGUUCCAAGAGAGAGAGAGAGAGUUAUUUAAGAAAGUAGGUUCUUAAGUAGUACGGUCAGUUUACGAUUGCUUCUGCGGACGAUCGCUUCCAGCAAUGAUUUUAAUCGUCUACGUUGUUUUACUCCUCGGUAUAAAUCAUGUCGAAUCGGAGGAACUACCAACGAUAUUCGAGGUAGAAAAUUCGAUCAAUCGAACGAUCGAUCAAGUUGAAAGAUUGAUCAAUGAAAAUCCAAAUUUGCCUCGACUAUCUCGGAACGACAUCGUUGAUAUUUUGUACAACAUCACGUCGAAGGACUCGGAAGCUUACGAGAAUAAAGAUCAAAUCGAGAAAGCUCGGAAAAUGUAUCAAAGAGCUUUAAUGGUUGUUUUACCUUACAAGGCGAGAGAAUCUUUGGAAAAUUUGAAAGAUUUGUAUACGAAAGCACCGAUUGUUCAAAUGCUAUCGGAUUCGGCUAGCGGCGAACGUCUCGAAAUGGUUUUAAACGAUCGAUCGAAAGAAAGUAACAGCGAAUCAUCGGAAUCGACGGAUAAUAUCCUAGACAAAAGUAGAUAUAAAAAUCAUCGUGAAAUUUAUUCGGACGUUAGGUCUAAAGAAUCCUUGAAAGAGACUCUAACUCCUGGCUCGGCACCAAUGAGAUUUAGUUUCAACUUGGAUAGCCUGCAAACGAAUCAUCAUUAUCCUACACGAGAAACAACAAGGAUCGACGAUCAUCCAAUAUUUCUUCCUACGACUAGGAAGACGAUCAACGACGAUCAAGUCGAAGACAUCAACGUAGUUCUCGAUAAGGAAACGUCCAGUUCGGAAGAGUUGGCGAUCGAUUUGGGCCCGAAACAAGACAUUCUUUAUUCAAAUCAAUGGCAUUAUAAUGCGCCACCGCCCCAAAGCAUUCCCAAUGAAAGUAAGGAAGAGUUCUCCUUCGGUGAAAUUCAACAAGAAGAGAAGGAAUCUUCAAAGAUUUUUGUAACUCCGCUCGCGUUGACUUCGCAAACGUCGAAAUACAAUACAACGUUGGCUUUAAACUCUGGCGGAUUUCGCGAUGCUACAUCGACUACCGAAAGAAUUUCGACCGAACCAACGACGAAACUACGAGUUAUGGAUUUGUUAGCUUCGAUCGGCUUGCGCCCGGAGAACGAGGAAAACCUUGACAAUGUUUUCCCGAUUAAUCAAUCGAACGUUAGCUACGAAAAUGGCAUCGUUUCUCUAGAUGCGGACAAACCAGAUUCACCGUUGAUAGAGAAUCAAAAUACUUUUCGGACAGGUAGUUUUGAUUUGAACAAAGGUAUGGAAAAUUUAACACCCGACUUAAGACUGCUCUUUCAAAGGUUCGGCUUUGAGAGUACGCAGGAUCGUCAAUCGCCUAGCAUAACUACGACCACUCGCACAACCACGAAUUUGUAUAGAAAUUUUAAACCGUUGCCAACGUCCACCGUUCAAGACGAAGAGAUGAAAGAAUUUUUAUCAAGAUUCGGUCUUGGCGUUAACAGACAACGAAAGGCUAUGAAAAGUACAGUUCCAUCGGUGAUCGAAGCUGUUCCAAUUAACAUGAGAACGGUUUUACAAAAUAUCGGAUUGAUCUCGAAUUCUCGUAGGAAUUCCAAAAAUUCUCUUCAUUAUUCGGAAGAGACCAAAACUACACCCAAGUAUCACGUUUUCAAACCGCACGAAACGAUUUUUAAGAAUGACAACGAAAGAUCGAAAAUCAACGAACUUUUAGAUACCGUUAAAUUGGUUCAAGAAGGUAAAGCUGAUACCAAGGAUGUUGAAAAAGUUGCCAGUGAUUUACUGAAGAAUACGAGGACAUUGUCAGUUGGUCCAGAUCCUUUAAGUUUAGAUGAAAUUAUUCGAGUCUACAGUGAGGAUCUUAAAAAUGAAGUGAAGAGACAAAAAGACGAUGCUCAAAGUUCCACGAGUGAAGGGAAUUCUCCUACUUCAACUACGAUCUCUUCAAUCGAAACAACGACGCUAAUGGAUUCUGCAAAAGAAGCGGCCGGACUAAAUGAGACGACAGCAACGACGGAAUCGGAGCCAAUGCUUACUACUACUACUACUACGGCGACAACAAUCACUAAUACUAAUCUGAUAGACUUGGAAAAUUCAUUCGGUGGAAGUACACGAGCACCGGAUCCAGUCUUACCAGCCAGAAGAAAAACUGGUUUAUACUUUUUGGUGGAUUGGAACACGUUUCUCGAAGUUGGCGAAGAAGGUAGCGAAAAGAUCAAUUUAAGGUUUCAACCAAAAGUCGGUGAUAGGUCAAGAUUUUUGCCAGUAACUGUACCCUGAAUGUAAACGAGAUCAUGCGAAUCUCAUGAGCGUUAUAUAAAACGAGUGAAACGUACGCGUUAUAUGAUACAUUUCUUAGAAAGU